AGAAGAAGAAGAAGAAGAAGAAGAAGAAGAAGAAAGUGCCAAACAUGGUGUCGCAACACGGCGUCAGCCUCGCCGUCCAUCUCAUCACCUCUUACUUUGGUGAUCUCGUCGCUAAAGUUUGCGAGUGUCUUCUACGAAAAGGAACCCUACCGUUUGCACAGAUAAUGCGAUUCACAGAGCUUAGUAAAGGGAAUCUCGAGAAAGCUCUACUUGUACUAAUCCAACACAAUUGUGUACAAGCCUUCGCAGUCCAACGAGAAGGUGCAUUUGGAGAGGUGCCACGGGUUGUAACUCAGUACAUGGUUAUCUGUGAUAACAUACUUCAUCAUAUGAGAUUUCCUAAAUUUCUGGCAAUUGUGUCGGAGCAGCUUGGUAAAGAAUGUGAAGAGAUUUUUGAAGGGUUGCUUCAACAUGGAAGGCUUUCGAUGAAUCAACUUAUUGACAGGCAUAAGCAGACAUCUAUUCCAAGUGGAGGAAAUUUUGUUGUGGAUGCAUUACAAGAAAGCUUUAAGAGACUUGUGAAUGCCCGAUUUGUGGAACGUUGUCCAGCUCCUGAACCAUUCCUUGCCCCACCUUCUGAAGAUGAAACUCCUGCAAAGAAACGAGGAGCCAAGUCGGCCAAGAUCGCUGAUGAAUCACAGACUAUAGAGCAACGUGCUUUAGCAGUAGCCUCUCCUAUGGAAUCAAUAAGAUUUUUUGUUGAAACAAAUAUUGGUACCGAUGUUUCUGAACAAAAGAGUGAGGAAAAAUCUAUUCAAGUUGGGGAGAAGCGAAAGAAUGAUAGUAUGGAGUCGAAUAUGGAAGCUUUGGCUUCAAAUGGAAAGAAAGAAGUUCUUUGGCGCGUCAAUUUUGAAGAGUUUAUAAAGCACCUGAGGGAUAAGGUUUGUUUCUUUACAUAUUUGUCAAAAGGAUUCUUGUGUACCAUCUAGUAUUGUGAUAAAUGCUUGGACUAACAACUCUUGUGGCUUGAAUCUAAGGACUAUCAUUUGUACAAAGAAUUGUUGUAUGUCAUUGGUUUUAUUCAACCCCUUUUCCAUCUCUGCAUGCCAGGUAAUAAUAAUUAGAUUUGUUUCUUAUCAGUGAUAUGUCCGAAAUAAGGAAACAGUCACAUACAUCCUGAUGGCACAACCAUAGAUUGGUUGAACAGAUAUAAUCAACUUUGGAAGCCUAAAAGAAAGAGCAUAAAUUUUUUGUCCAAAAGAAAGUGUGAUUGGUAGCUUAUUAGGAUUAAUUUUAUUAUUAUUUAAUUUAGGUGUACUAAUUUGACUAGGACUAUUAGUGACAGUUGGAUUUGGGAAUUAUUAUAGAGUAUAAACAUAAUUGUUAGUAUCGUACGAUACGUCACGAUACAGAGGUAAAACGAUAUGAAUCGGAGUUUUGUAUAG
Molecule: messenger RNA, 1385 nt
Organism: Ilex paraguariensis (yerba mate)
Lineage: Eukaryota; Viridiplantae; Streptophyta; Magnoliopsida; Aquifoliales; Aquifoliaceae
Source: the annotation of a GenBank genome assembly